Messenger RNA from Zalophus californianus (California sea lion), 2270 nucleotides. RefSeq names its product junction adhesion molecule like (gene JAML). Gene Ontology annotation, cellular component: membrane. The transcript is spliced from 11 exons. Gene Ontology annotation, biological process: neutrophil chemotaxis; heterophilic cell-cell adhesion; monocyte extravasation. Lineage: Eukaryota; Metazoa; Chordata; Mammalia; Carnivora; Otariidae. The coding region runs from base 173 to 1384 and encodes 403 amino acids. The record is from RefSeq and is a predicted model, not a curated record. Gene Ontology annotation, molecular function: cell adhesion molecule binding.
UUUUCCUCUUGCUGCUCUGGAUGCAGAGCACACUGUCUGAAGACCAGCCUUGUCUAGAAAGGAAAUUUAAUUCUGAAAGCUUCAGACAGGGUGAAAAGCCUUUCAGAAUUUUUCUUUGGCUGCUGAAGGCUUUACCUGUGGCUACAUUACCUUCUGAUUUCUUUCUUGGGGAAUGUUUGCCCGAUGCCAUUCGAGACCCCGCCCUCAGAGAGCGUGUAAUCUAGAAGGGGAGACGGCACAAGCCCUGGUCUGGAAUCUGAGGCUCUCCUCAAUUGAAAAAUUGGUGAGCAGCAUGUUUUGCCCACUGAAACUCAUCCUGAUGCCAGUGUUACUGGAUUAUUCCUUGGGCCUGAAUGAUUUGAUUGUUUCCUCCCUUGAACUAACAGUCCAUGUGGGUGAUUCAGCCCUGCUGGGAUGUGUUUUCCAGAGCACAGAAGAGAAGCAUGUGACCAAGGUAGACUGGAUGUUCUCAUCAGGAGAGCAUGCCAAGGAUGACUAUGUGCUGUACUAUUACGCCAACCUCAGCGUGCCUGUGGGGCGCUUCAAGAACCGUGUACGCUUGGUGGGAGACAUCUUACGCAAUGAUGGUUCUCUCCUGCUCCAAAAUGUGGAAGAAGCUGACCAGGGAACCUAUACCUGCGAAAUCCGGCUGGAAAGGGAAAGCCUAGUAUUCAAAAAAGCCGUGGUGCUGCAUGUAUUACUGGAGGAACCCAAAGAGCUCAUGGUCCAUGUGGGUGACUCGACUCAGCUGGGGUGUGUUUUCCAGAGCACAGAAGAGAAACGCAUGACCAAGGUAGACUGGAUGUUCUCAUCAGGAGAGCACGCCAAGGAGGAGGUUGUGUUACGUUAUUACCCCAAACUCAGUGUCCCUGUGGGGUACUCCGAGAACUGGGGCCGCUUCCAGAACCGUGUAACCCUGGUGGGGGACACUUCCCACAAUGAUGCGUCUAUCUUGCUGCAAGGAGUGAAGGAGUCUGACAGAGGAAGCUACACCUGUAGUAUCCACCUGGGGAACCUGACCUUCAGGAAAACCACCACACUGCACGUGAUCGUGAAAGAGCCCCGAACAUUGGUGACCCCAGUAGCCCUCAGACCUGAGAUCCUGGGUGGUAAUCAGGUGGUGAUCAUUGUGGGCAUUGUCUGUGGCACUGUCCUGCUGCUUCCUGUUCUGAUAUUGACCAUGAAGAGGACCCACAGGAACGAGAGCUCAGUAACCUCCACAAUGCUGGUAAAAAGCCUGGAGAACGUAAAGAAGCCUGAUCCAGAGAAACAUGUUUACUCUUCAAUAGCCACACGGGAGCAGAUCGAGGCGGAAGAAGAAUCCAGUGGAAAAGCAGAGGCCACCUACAUGACCAUGCACCGAGGACACAUGAUUCCCAGAUGAUGGCAGCGGAGAAGGAUCCUGCUGAGGGCGCGUGAGGUCAGGGACCUGGCCGGGUUCCACCCAGUGAAACAGUAGCCCCCCCUCUGAAGUCGCGUGCGGUCCUGUUUCCCCUGCCGUCCUUCUCCUGGGACUACCACGGGAUGCUCCAGGCGCUGCCGGGCCUCGUGCGGCCUCCCGGACACUCGCUGCCGACAGCUGCACGGUGGCUGAGAGCGGCCCCACCGGCAUGGCACCUUUGGCAGAAAACCUGGGAGCCGCCACCUCUACCCCCCAUGUUCAGCGGAGGUGCUUGGAUUGAAACUUUGCGUAGAACAGCACUUCUGUCAUUUUGAAACAGGUGCAAUGAGGCGAGUGUGAUGAGAGGCCAAAGCCACAAGACUCAAAGGCUUGUAGAGGCCAGUCAGGUUGUUUUAAAGGCCGUGGGCCAAAUUCGGGGAGCCUCUGGGCGAAUCCCGGCCCGCGGGCCACCUGUUGGAGACCUUUGGUAGAGAGGCAUUAUUUGAUUAGGGAGCAGGGAUAACAACAAACUUUGGAUUUUGUUGUUUUGUUGUUGUUGAAUUGAUUACAUUUACUUCAGAGGAGGGGGCACCGUGUCCCCUUUCUGGGGCCGGACAACACAGUGGUUAACAUCACAAGCUUGAAGUUGGGCAGACCUGGGCCCACAGGCCUGGCUCUAUGACUUAGAUGCAGGUAGCUUAGCCUCUCUGACACUUGGUUUCCUCAUCCUUAAAAUGGGAAUCAUAAUAUCCACCUCCCGGUGGUGAGGCUCUCAUGCGUGAGUGCUGGUGAAAUUCAGAAUUGGGUCAGAGAGAUGGAAAGAGCUCAGUACAUGGUCACUAUUCUGAUGGAAAUACUUACACCUGUGCUUUCUUUCCUCCCCACCCCC